AGGGAAAGCUCGGUGUCCUUGUGCAGCGUGACGGCAACGACGACUAAUGGGCGGGUUGGUUGGUUGUGAAAAUUUGCCAUUAUCCAGCGUAGUUUCGUGUUGCACAGUUAUCAUGUUUCGCAUGUUACAAUAAAUAGUACAUGUACGAAAAUGUGUCGCCGAUUGAGCUGAUAUGUUGUGCACUAGGGCGAUACAGCUGAGAUAUUCGUUCCAGCUGGUGGUGCUUUGCCAUCACUGUCGGAUUCUGAGCUCUGAGACCACCGCUUCUGCUGCUGUUGCUGUUGCUACUGCCACGAAAAAAAGCUACAAUACACACACCACACGUGUCCUGGUGAAGCACCAGCAGCAAAUCUGAUGGAACGUAGUUUUCCAAAGAAUGUCUUCAUGGCCUGAAGGUAUGAUGACCUUGUGAUUCGUGGUUACUGAGAUCGUAGUAUUUCAAUAGCGAAAACAUAUUCUUGGAGGCAUCUCGCAUGGAGAGUAAAAAACCGUGAACGAGUGCGUGUGUCAGUGUUUGCGAGAGAGAUAGUGAGCGAGAGUGCGUGUCCCCAAGAGUGCUCCACCAUCCAUCGGCCUAGAAGCAGAAGUUCCAAACGCCAACGGAUUCACGGAACCGCAAUUCUGAAGUUGAAGUUUAGGAAGUGUCCCUCAAGCUUCCGCCCAAUCUUCCUCUACUGCAAACGAACGAUGGUCACAAAGAAGAGCGUUGAUACAGAGAAGGAAAAACUAGCGAAAAAUAUGCACUCCAGCUCUGGCAGUGGUGGUGGCGCAGGACUGCCGCAAAAAUCCGCUGCAAGCGGCGGUGCGGUGGUUAGCUUUAGCGCUAGUACCGUCGUCUCGAGCAACAGCAGCAGCAGCAACAGCGGUAGUAGCCACCUGAUGCAGCAUCAGCAACAAGCACUACCACCAACUGCACCCGGCCAGGAUGCGCCCAAUAUUUUGGUGUACAAAAAAAUGGAAGCCAUCGUGGAACGGAUGCAAACCGAGGGAAGCGGAGUAUCGGUGCGCACUGUCAAAGCGUUCAUGAGCAAGGUGCCGUCCGUUUUCACCGGAGCUGAUCUGAUCCAGUGGAUUAUGGCUAACCUGACGGUGGACGACAUCAGUGAAGCACUACAUCUAGCGCACCUGCUGGCCUCGCACGGUUAUCUUUUCCCGAUCGAUGACCACCAGCUGACGGUGCGGAACGAUGGUACGUUCUAUCGCUUCCAGACACCCUACUUCUGGCCGUCCAACUUCUGGGAACCGGAAAACACGGACUACGCCAUCUAUCUGUGCAAACGCACCAUGCAGAACAAGACGCGGCUCGAGCUGGCCGACUAUGAGGCCGAGAAUCUGGCCAAACUGCAAAAGAUGUUUUCGCGCAAAUGGGAAUUUAUCUUUAUGCAAGCGGAAGCGCAGAGCAAGGUGGACAAAAAGCGGGAUAAGCUCGAGCGGAAGGUGCUGGAUUCGCAGGAGCGCGCUUUUUGGGACGUGCACCGGCCCAUGCCCGGUUGCGUGAACACCACCGAGAUGGACAUCAAGAAGGCGUACCGGAAGGGUGCGUCGUCGCUGGGCUCCGGAUCGGCCGGUACAGCAGCACACAGCAAUCCGGUGGAAACCAUGGCCAAGACGAUAACACUACUGAAGCAGAAACUGGACCGGCGCACGAUCAAAGUGUCAAAGGCGGCAGAAUCGUACAUCUCAUACUACGAGCAGUACAGUGAAUUUGAUUACUUUCUUUCCGCACCGGAUCAUCCUAAUCCAUGGCAUACGGACAACACGGAACUUUGGGAUGCUGAGAAGCUUGGAAAGGACAUUCCGAUGAAGCGAGUCAAACGCUGGGGCUUCAGCUUGCGAGAACUGCUCAAUGAUCCGGUUGGACGCGAGCAAUUCACCAAAUUUCUGGACAAGGAGUUCAGCGGUGAAAAUUUAAAAUUCUGGGAGGCGAUACAGGAAAUGAAGGCGUUACCACAGUCGCAGAUCAAAGACGGAGCGCAGGCCAUCUGGAACGAGUAUCUAGCCCCGGAUGCUGCCUGCCCUGUAAACAUCGACUCAAAGUCGCUCGAGCUGGCUCGGGAGGUGGUGAAGGAGGGCGCAGCGCAACCAAGUCGAUGGUGCUUCGAUGUGGCGGCCGAUCACGUGUUUUAUCUGAUGAAGAGCGAUUCCUACUCGCGCUUCCUGCGUUCGGAUAUGUAUAAAGACUGUCUGAAUGGUUCCAAGAAAAAGACAUCCGUCAAAGGACUUCGAAUAUUUUCGGGAAGAAAAGAUACGCCUGUGAUAAAUUAACAAUUUUGCCUAUUGUGUAGCCUAUUUUUAAAAGCAUAUACACGCAGUAUUUGUUUGUCGAACAAUACAUCA
Molecule: messenger RNA, 2337 nt
Organism: Anopheles darlingi
Lineage: Eukaryota; Metazoa; Arthropoda; Insecta; Diptera; Culicidae
Product: regulator of G-protein signaling 7-like
Exons: 5
Coding region: 688-2265 (525 amino acids)
Biological process (GO): G protein-coupled receptor signaling pathway; intracellular signal transduction; regulation of G protein-coupled receptor signaling pathway
Source: RefSeq, a predicted model, not a curated record